Messenger RNA from Papilio machaon (common yellow swallowtail), 746 nucleotides. Its product is annotated as gamma-glutamylcyclotransferase. NCBI's taxonomy places the organism in Eukaryota, Metazoa, Arthropoda, Insecta, Lepidoptera, Papilionidae. The record is from RefSeq and is a predicted model, not a curated record. Gene Ontology annotation, molecular function: gamma-glutamylcyclotransferase activity. The coding region runs from base 84 to 641 and encodes 185 amino acids. The transcript is spliced from 3 exons.
GUUUCCUUUAAAAAUGUUGUGUGAUUUUCCCUUUUAAUUGUGAAUUUUAAUAAUUAUACCGACGCAAUUUUAAAGUAAAGAAAAUGGUGACGCCAGUUAGAGAUACAUUCCUUUACUUCGCCUAUGGCAGUAACUUGCUAAAGAAAAGGAUUCACAUUAAUAAUCCAUCUGCGAUAUUCUUAGGCAUUGGACGACUUGAUGAUCAUCAACUAGACUUCAUAAAGUACUCUGACCACUGGAGGGGAGCAUCUGCUACAAUUGUACCUACAAAGAGUCACCAUGUAUGGGGAGCUAUUUGGAGAUUACAUAACAAAGAUCUCAAAAGUUUAGAUUGGCAAGAAGGUGUGGAAACAAAUUGGUAUUUUCCAAAGAUUGUAAAAGUUGUAACACCCGAUGGUGUUGAUCUGGAAUGUCGUACAUAUCAGCAGACCAUCAACCCUCCUCCUCGGACUGAAGGAGAGGAGAUACCACAUGACAGAAGACCAUCAAUUACUUAUUUAAACUGCAUUUUAACUGGUGCUGUUGAAUGUAAAUUACCUAAAGAGUACAUAGAAAAAUUAAAGAAAAUCCCCCAUAAUGGACAACAUGCUUCUCCAAAAUUGAUAGAAAAAUUAGACUUGUCUCCUCAUAUUGAUGAAUAAUAUUAAAAACAUGAUUUGUAUGUAUAUAAUAUGGAGUAUGUAAAAAGAUAUAUGCACCUCCUUUGUGGUAAAAAUAUAAAUUUGUAAAAAAUAAAUAAAUUGACA